Rotaria sp. Silwood2 is the source of this 1179-nucleotide messenger RNA. Lineage: Eukaryota; Metazoa; Rotifera; Eurotatoria; Philodinida; Philodinidae. The record is from the annotation of a GenBank genome assembly.
AUGCCAUUUAGUUCUCUAUUAGCACCUCGGUCAAAGACUGAUCAUGCUAAACAAUUGAAAGAUUACUUUACUGUGAUUGAAAAUGAACAAGAUAAAGAAAAGAAAAAUUAUGAAGACGCAAUUAAAAAUAUUCACAAAACUUUACUCGCAUUGAAAGAUGGUCUAUUUGGUCCACGUGAUGGUAGUAGUGAACCAGCGAUAAGUGAUGUAUCACAAUUAUGUAGUGGAAUUUAUUCACAAGAACUUAUAACAACAAUGAUAAAUAAUUUGAGUCGUGUGACAUUUGAAGAUCGAAAAGAAAUUGUUGCCAUAUUUAAUAAUUUAUUACGACGACAAGUUGGAGCAAAAUAUCCAGCUGUUGAUCAUAUUAUUCAACGACCUGGAAUUUUAUUUAAAUUAAUUGAAGGUUAUGAAAAUGCCGAUAUUGCACUUAAUUGUGGUAUGAUGUUACGUGAAUGUGUUCGUGUACAAGAAUUGGCUGAAAUUAUUUUGAGAUCACCGGAUUUUUAUAAAUUUUUUGACUAUGUACAAAAGUCAACGUUUGAUAUUGCCAGCGAUGCUUUUGCUACAUUUAAAGAUUUAUUAACCAAACAUAAAUCUUUAUGUGCAGAUUUUCUCGAACGAAAUUAUGAUCAAUUUUUUAAUAAAUAUCGUGAUCUACUUAAUUCAGAAAAUUAUGUUACACGUCGUCAAUCAUUAAAAAUUUUAUCAACGGUUAUUUUGGAAAAUGCUAAUUUGAGUAUAUUAAAAAAGUUUUCAUGUGAUAUAGAUAAAUUUACUCUUAUCUAUGGAUUAUUUCCAUCGGAAGCUUUUGCUUUAAAUACAAAAUCAGGAAUAAUUACAAAACUUAUGACUCUGCUUGGCGAAUUAUUGCUUGAUCGUUAUAAUUUUUCGGUGAUGACAAGAUAUAUAUCGAAUACGGACAAUCUCAAACAACAAAUGAAUUUAUUAAAAGAAAAAAGCAAAAAUAUACAAUUUGAAGCAUUUCAUGUUUUCAAGAUAUUCGUGGCCAAUCCAACAAAACCGAAAGCAAUAUCUGAUAUACUUCUUCGUAAUCGAGAAAAACUUAUUGAUUUUCUUACGACGUUCCAUACAGAUCGUACGGAUGACGAACAGUUCAAUGAUGAAAAAGCCUAUUUGAUCAAGCAAAUCAGUGAAUUAAAAGACACGAAAGCUUGA